UACAAGUGAACCAUUCCGUUGACCCUUGCCACCCAAAAUGGCGUCGUUAGUGCUGAGGGGAGCGGUUCGCCUGUCGUCCGGAGCACGGAUGGGCCUUCUGCGCCCGUCUUGUGCCGCCAGGGAAACUGUUUCUACCCCGAGAGGAUGCAGCAGAGGUCUGGCGUCUGGAGCGACGGAAAAAGUUACCCAUACAGGACAGGUGUACGAGGAGAAAGAUUACAGAAAAGUCCGUUUCAUAGAUGCAAAGAAGGAGGUGAACCCCCACUUCGCCAUUGACCUGGUAGCAGAGGAGCCUCCCAUUGAAGUGGCCAGCAGUACUGCCUGCUGUGAUGGGGGUGGAGGGGCCCUGGGACAUCCGAAAGUCUACAUCAACCUGGACCAGGAGGGACCACACCCCUGUGGGUACUGCGGCUUACGUUUUGUGAAGAAGCACUGAUGUUAAAUCAUAUAAGAUAUAUAUCAUUGCUCUGUCCUCCGUUUUCUGUUUUUCCUCAAUCAGAUGCUAGCUAUAUCAGUAUGGAGUAAAAAAAAACAUAUGUACAGCUAAACUUUGGGAAAAAUGACAACAAGUUGUAUGUAGCCUGAUGUUUCUCUGAGCUAUUCUGUCAACAUGUACCCGUGGAUUGAUAACUGUAUGAUUUGCUGUGAAAAGUCCACAUCCAAACACCCCUGUUGGACAUGAGAAACAUUAAAUUCAGUCAGUUUAGCUCGUAAACCUAUAUGUUAUUUUAUUGUACACAUGUUUUGUUGAAUAAAAUUACAAAUGUAUGCUGUU
Molecule: messenger RNA, 775 nt
Organism: Branchiostoma floridae (Florida lancelet)
Lineage: Eukaryota; Metazoa; Chordata; Leptocardii; Amphioxiformes; Branchiostomatidae
Product: NADH dehydrogenase [ubiquinone] iron-sulfur protein 6, mitochondrial-like
Exons: 4
Coding region: 38-436 (132 amino acids)
Biological process (GO): mitochondrial electron transport, NADH to ubiquinone
Source: RefSeq, a predicted model, not a curated record